This is a messenger RNA of Coregonus sp. 'balchen', 32424 nucleotides long. The record is from the annotation of a GenBank genome assembly. NCBI's taxonomy places the organism in Eukaryota, Metazoa, Chordata, Actinopteri, Salmoniformes, Salmonidae.
GCUACUUCCUUUUUACGGAACUUGUUUAGAGCUUAUUUGAAGAAGGUCGUUCUCAGGACGUGCGAGCUUUCUGUUUGAGCCUACUUCAGCGGGUGUGUUUCGGAAGGCAAGGACACACAUUGGACCAGGAAAGUGCUCAAGACCGAGGGUCAAGAGCACUGUGCGAUCGCAUCACCUGCAGAUGGCAAUUGACAAGAGCAAUGCGUUCGAAUCGCUUUAGGACUUAACAUUGGACUCCAAUUCACAGUCAACGAUAUUGAUAUGUAUUAUUUAGAAAUUAGAUCAGCAAAUAAGAAUGUUUUGCAUGCAUGUUAAAUCCAUAGCGUAUGUUUAAUUUUAGUUAAGUAUAUCUUGUAUUUACUUUGAGUUGGUAGACGUUUUUUUUUUAAGGAACAAUAUAAUGAAGUUCAACGGGUAUUUAAAAUUUAGAAUUGGUGAGGCGAUGGACCUCAAACCAACAACUGUUUCCCUUCGCCACUCUACAAUGUUCAACAAAACAGCUCCCACUUUGGACCCUUACAUUGUGCUAAAGGUGGACGAGUACAAAAUUGGACAGACGCAUACAAAGCAGAAAACCAACAUGCCAACUUACAACGAAGAGUUCUGCCUCAAUGUCAACGACGGCAAGCAUAUAGAGUUGGCUGUAUUUCAUGAUGCACCCAUAGGGUAUGACGACUUUGUUGCCAACUGGACAGUUCAAUUUGAGGACCUGAUAAAAACCUUGAACACAGAAGAGACUUUUGAAGGAUGGGUGAGUAGCUUUAAGCCCUGGGCAGUUGGCAUUGUGGGGAUGGAUAGGGAUGUGGUUGUCAUGAGGAAAGGUUGACAUGCUUGCCUGAUACACUUUUAUUCUCUUAGCAAUUCAGGAUAAAAGCAGAAUUAAUAUAGUCAGACUGUAAGACACAUGCAGUCAUUAAAGGGAGUCAAGGUACACUGAUAAUGCUUUUUUUUUACUCUAAGUAGUUCCCUUGGGGAACUUUUGGGGAUUUUGCAUAUUCAGGUAAUCUAUAAAUAUUUGGGCCAAUGUGUGACAUUGGGAUCAACAUUUCUAAACGGUUUGAAACAUAAAUAAAAAUUAUUUUCGUGCAGUUCCACAUGUGUACUUAGAGGAAUAAAAGUGAAUAUAUGCUUAGAUCAGGCUGCUUGUAGCUGGUUUGAGAAUUAUUUAAAAGACAGAACAGUGUGAACUUACUGAUGGCGUUAAAUCAGGAUUUUUAGACAUAUCAAAAGGUGUCCCAUAGAGUUCGAUUCUUGGUCCAGUUCUUUUCACGAUUUAUAUUAACGUCAUUGGUCUAUCUGUACAAAACUGUAACUUUCAUCUGUACGCAGAUGACACUGUUGUAUACGCUACUGCCCCUAUGGCAGCUCAGGCUCUGUUGAAUCUUCAAUCUGCUUUUACUACCUUGCAAAAGCCUAGGUUGAAGAAGUUGGUACUAAAUGCUGGUAAAACCAAGUACAUGUUAUUGUCCAAAUCAUGUAAUAAUGUAACUGAUGAUUUGUGCAUAAGUAUGUUAGAUGGUGCCCCCAUUGAUCGUGUCCCCGCCUAUAAAUAUAUGGGCAUCUGGAUUGACGAAAAGCUAUCUUUUAAAAAGCAUGUUGACGAGUUAGUCAAGAAAUUAAGAAUUUAGUUGGGCUUCUUCUAUAGGAAUGGGGCUUGCCUUUCAUUAACUAGUAGAAAACAGAUAAUUCAGUCUACAUUCAUACCUGUUAUAGAUUAUGGCGAUAUUAUAUAUAUGAAUGCAGCUACCAGUGUUUUGAAGCCCUUGGACACAAUAUAUCAUAGCACACUUCGUUUUAUAACAUCUGACAGUUUUGACUGGAAAAUAAGUGUUUGGUCACCUACAAACAAGCAAGAUUUCUGGCUCUCACAGACCUGUAACUUCUUCUUUAAGAGGCUCCUCUGUCCUCCACUCGUCACCUGUAUUAAUGGCACCUGUUUGAACUUGUUAUCAGUAUAAAAGACACCUGUCCACAACCUCAAACAGUCACACUCCAAACUCCACUAUGGCCAAGACCAAAGAGCUGUCAAAGGACACCAGAAACAAAAUUGUAGACCUGCACCAGGCUGGGAAGACUGAAUCUGCAAUAGGUAAGCAGCUUGGUUUGAAGAAAUCAACUGUGGGAGCAAUUAUUAGGAAAUGGAAGACAUACAAGACCACUGAUAAUCUCCCUCGAUCUGGGGCUCCACGCAAGAUCUCACCCCGUGGGGUCAAAAUGAUCACAAGAACGGUGAGCAAAAAUCCCAGAACCACACGGGGGGACCUAGUGAAUGACCUGCAGAGAGCUGGGACCAAAGUAACAAAGCUUACCAUCAGUAACACACUACGCCGCCAGGGACUCAAAUCCUGCAGUGCCAGACGUGUCCCCCUGCUUAAGCCAGUACAUGUCCAGGCCCGUCUGAAGUUUGCUAGAGUGCAUUUGGAUGAUCCAGAAGAGGAUUGGGAGAAUGUCAUAUGGUCAGAUGAAACCAAAAUAGAACUUUUUGGUAAAAACUCAACUCGUCGUGUUUGGAGGACAAAGAAUGCUGAGUUGCAUCCAAAGAACACCAUACCUACUGUGAAGCAUGGGGGUGGAAACAUCAUGCUUUGGGGCUGUUUUUCUGCAAAGGGACCAGGACGACUGAUCCGUGUAAAGGAAAGAAUGAAUGGGGCCAUGUAUCGUGAGAUUUUGAGUGAAAACCUCCUUCCAUCAGCAAGGGCAUUGAAGAUGAAAUGUGGCUGGGUCUUUCAGCAUGACAAUGAUCCCAAACACACCGCCCGGGCAACGAAGGAGUGGCUUCGUAAGAAGCAUUUCAAGGUCCUGGAGUGGCCUAGCCAGUCUCCAGAUCUCAACCCCAUAGAAAACCUUUGGAGGGAGUUGAAAGUCUGUGUUGCCCAGCGACAGCCCCAAAACAUCACUGCUCUAGAGGAGAUCUGCAUGGAGGAAUGGGCCAAAAUACCAGCAACAGUGUGUGAAAACCUUGUGAAGACUUACAGAAAACGUUUGACCUGUGUCAUUUUGUUUUUGACCAAAUACUUAUUUUCCACCAUAAUUUGCAAAUAAAAUCAUAAAAAAUCCUACAAUGUGAUUUUCUGGAAUUUUUUUUCUCAUUUUGUCUGUCAUAGUUGACGUGUACCUAUCAUGAAAAUUACAGGCCUCUCUCAUCUUUUUAAGUGGGAGAACUUGCACAAUUGGUGGCUGACUAAAUACUUUUUUUUAUAAUGAGAAAGUGACCAAAAAACAGGUUCCUUUUUAAUGGAAGUAUUUAUAUGGAAAGCCAAGUUGAAGCCAACAUUAGAUGUUGUCAUAAUAACCCCACAUGGUUUUACCACAACAGAGUAGCACAACACCCUUCAAAUGAAGCGGUGGGAAACAAACGAAAGUAGCCACAUCUCUCACAAAAACGGUUCAAAAAUGAAAUCACGGAUAAAUAUAAGGGACCAGGAGAAUUUAUAAAUUGGCUACAAUAAUUACAAUAACUUUUCAAGCACCAUAUUGAGGACAUUUCUGAUUUUCAAGGUAGGCCUAUUCCAGUAGCCUACUUGAAUUUCUGAGCUCCAAAUUCAAGUUAAAGUACAGUAGCUUAGGCUACUUCAAGCUCCUUGUAUUGUUUAAAAUUGCAGGUGUAACAUGGAAAACAAAAUGUAUUUGUCAUGUUAUUUCAUUACCAGAUCAUAUUGUGAAUAAGCCCAUUAGGCUAUGUAAUUUGUUGUCAUUAUAUCCAGAAUAAUUAAUAGGAAUAGCAUUGGGUGUUGUGCAAUAGUCUAUCCUACACAAUUGCAAGCAGUAGACUUGGUGUCCAAUCCAGGCACAAAAACAUAUGAGGCUGGCUGGAAACCAUGAACUCAUUAGCUUACCUUGAUGCUUUCUCUUUUAAAUCUAACAAGACACUGCUGUAAAUCAAGCAGACAACAACAGAGGAUCAAUAUCAAUUGCUAGGGAUAUUAGAUCCAGUGUGGAUCCAGGCAUAACUGUCUUCACCGGUGUAACGAAUGAGACACCAAAAUAUUCAGGACAUUCCUCGCAAACACCUUUUUUUCCAGUACUUGGGCUGUUGUUGCAUCACAUGCACUAUCACAACAGCUGUUCUUCACUUGAUUGUCAAUCGGAAAAUUCCUUCCUGGAUCAGAUGAUGAUGUGUGAAAAUAUCAUGGCUUAACUAACCAGCUGGACACCAAAUGUGCAUCCAACAAGUAUUAUGCAUAAUUAUUGAAGAAGCAUAUCAAUGACAGUAUCAAUUUAGGUUUUACGUAUUAAGGUAAGGUGACUCUUUCGGUUAGAAGCAUUCGAUUUUGCAAUGCAUAGCCUACAUUAUUUUGGAUUUGUGUGCCCAUGAAAACUGUUUUCACCUAAUAAUAUAAGGAGACACUAAAUGUAACAUAGUUGCACUGCAUUUCUAAGAUCUGUCUGAAAGCUAGACCUAGGAUUCUUAGGGGUUCAAGUUCAAUGUCUAAUUUAACUGAUUAAUGCUUAAUAUAUGAUAUAACAACAAUUUACACUGCCAUAAAUGCAAGGACAGAAAAGUAAUGUUUUAUGUCACACGAUUUUGGACAAGUCCAUCAAGAGACCAACCAUGAUAAAGGGUUAAACAUAGGUUUUAAAUCAACUCGUGAAUUUUAUUGAACAUAGCUAUGAUCCCCCUUUAUAUCUUAAUGUAAUGACAUCUAAGGCAUGCAGAUCCCAUAGUCUCCUUUUCCAAUAUGAAGCUUCAGCAUCUUCAGCAGCUCAUUAUAGGUGGCAUCUUAGUGGAUACCUCUGUGUGUUUAGCUUAAGCCUGUCAGAAAGGCAAAGGUGACAUCAACAAGAGAUAUUUGUAUUUAUUAGGGAUCCCCAUUAGCUGCUGCCAAGGCAGCAGCUACUCUUCCUGGUGUCCAAACACAUUAAGGCACUUACAUUACACAUAAAUGAAAAGAUAAAACAGUACAUCAUAUAACAUUAUUACACCACUACAUCUCUACAAUACAAAAUGUAUAAUAACACCAUACAACAAUAUUACGAUGUACGUGCGUGUUCUAGCGUGUGUAUGUGUAUGUCUGUACCUGUGUAUGUGUGUGUCUCUUCACAGUCACCGCUGUUCCAUAAGAUGUUUUUUUAAUCUGUUUUUUAAAUCUGAUUCUACUGCUUGCAUCUGUUACCUGAUGUGGAAUAGAGUUCCAUGUAGUCAUGGCUCUAUGUAGUACUGUGUGCCUCCCAUAUACUUGGGGACUGUGAAGAGACCUCUGGUGGCAUGUCUUGUGGGGUAUGCAUGGGUGUCCGAGCUGUGUGCUAGUAGUUUAAACAGACAGCUCAAUGCAAUCAGCUUGUCAACACAUCUUAGAAAAACAAGUAGUGAUGAAGUCAAUCUCUCCUCCACUUUGAGCCAUGAGAGAUUGACAUGGAUAUCAUUCAUGUUAGCUCCCUGUGUACAUUUAAGGGCCAGCCGUUCUGCCCUGUUCUGAGCCAAUUGCAAUUUUCCCAAGUCCCUCUGUGGCACCUGACCACACAACUGAACAGUAGUCCAGGUGCGACAAAACUAGGGCCUGUAGGACGUGCUUUGUUGAUAGUGUUGUUAAGAAGGUAGAGCAGCGUUUUAUUAUGGACAGACUUCUCCCCAUCUUAGCUACUGUUGUAUCAAUAUGUUUUGACCAUGACAGUUUACAAUCCAGGGUUACUCCAAGCAGUUUAGUCACCUCAACUUGCUCAAUUUCCACAUUAUUCAUUACAAGAUUUAGUUGAAGUUUAGGGUUUAGUGAAUGAUUUGUCCCAAAUACAAUGCUUUUAGUUUUUGAAAUAUUUAGGACUAACUUAUUCCUUGCCACCCAUUCUGAAACUAAUCGCAGCUCUUUGUUAAGUGUUGCAGUCAUUUCAGUCGCUGUAGUAGCUGACGUGUAUAGUGUUGAGUCAUCCGCAUACAUAGACAGUGGCUUGUCGUUAGUAAAGAUUGAAAAAAAGUAAGGGGCCUAGACAGCUGCCCUGUGGAAUUCCUGAUUAUACCUGGAUUAGGUUGGAGAGGCUUCCAUUAAAGAACACCCUCUGUGUUCUGUUAGACAGGUAUCUCUUUAUCCACAAUAUAGCAGGGGGUGUAAAGCCAUAACUCAUACGUCUUUCCAGCAGCAGACUAUGAUCAAUAAUGUCAAAAGCCGCACUGAAGUCUAACAAAACAGCCCCCACAAUCUUUUUAGGAUCAGUUUCUCUCAGCCAAUCAUCAGUCAUUUGUGUAAGUGCUGUACUUGUUGAAUGUCCUUCCCUAUAAGUGUGCUGAAAGUCUGUUGUACAUUUGUUUACUGUAAAAUAGCAUUGUAUCUGGUCAAACACAAUUUUUUCCAAAAGUUUACUAAGGGUUGGUAACAGGCUGAUUGGUCGCUAUUAGAGCCAGGGAGCUUUACAAUUCUUAGGUAGCGGAAUGACUUUUGCUUCCCUCCAGGCCUGAGGGCACACACCUUCUAGUAGGUUUAAAUAAUUAAAGAUAUGGCAAAUAGGAGUGGCAAUAUCGGCCGCUAUUAUCCUUAGUCAUUUUCCAUCCAAGUUGUCAGACCCCGGUGGCUUGUCAUUGUUGACAGACAACAAUAAUAACCACACACGCCUCUGUUGUGCUAAUGUGCUAAUUAUGCUACCCGCUAGCAGUAUGUUAAGUAUUGCAUUGUAAAGUGUGCUGGAAACCACAACCUUCAGAGACUUUGCAUCUAAUUCCUGUGACUUGCCUAUCUUACUGCAUGUCAUAUACAGCUGCUUACAUACAGCCACUGCCAGAGAUAGAUGUUAAUGUGAUGGUAUCGAGCUGGUAUUACUCUCCACAUUUCUCUUUGGUUGAUGUGCAUUGCUUUGGGGGCUACAUCACCUCUGUAUACCGUAGUAGGCUACUACUGGUUUGGAACUGGAGAGCAAAUUGCCCUCUGCAACAGUUUCAUUCGUCUCUUUUACUUUCGGUCCUAGAGAAGUAAACAAGAAAUGUGAUUGAUGUGUAACCUGAACAUGUGCAUGCCUGGGGGUAGAUCAGGUAUCGUCUGUGUGCCUUGAGACUCAACGCCCUCCAGUGGCUGUCUGGCCUUCUUAUUAUCUCUCAUUGUCAUACAGUACAAUGGUCUGACAUACUCAAAACCUAAUCUGUGUCAUGGUGCCCAAAAGCUAUUAACAGACAGCUCACUCCUCUUGAAAAGUAGAAUCUGAGUAGAUUUUUUUGCAAAGCUUCCACCAGGAACCAACCAAUGAAGGCCAGAGUCAAGUACAGUGGGUGUGUCUGUGAGGUUUGAUAGACAUGUAGGCAUAGCCUGGCUUCACUCUUUUACGAGAUGCAGGCAUGACAGUAUUUAUCGGAUAGAUCUGAACUGUGAGAUCAGGGUGACGUGUUCGAUGCCAAUAUAGCGAAGUGACCCACAGUGUUUGUCAUUAUACCAUGAUGAAGACAGCUUGUCUGUCCAAACGUUGGUUAUUAAAUUAUUGCAUCUGAGCUCCUAGAGUGUGCAGCUCUCCUUUUCUUUUUCAAGUGUUCUACUCCGCUAGCCAACACCUCGCCUAAACAGGUGUGCGUUUCUUCCACCUCCAGAUGUGAACUGUGAAACUUGUUUUGCUUUGUUAGCUCUCAGAUGAAGUGCAUGGGGCCGUAUACGUAUGACGUAUAGAGUAAAGACUAGAGUAGAGAGUAGGGCACAGGCCUCCACACGCCCACACCACUGUUAUUGAAGGUGGUGUUAUUGAAGGUUUCCCACCAUCUGCUUUACGCUCAAGGGCUCCAAGUCUCUCCCCAUCCCAUCUCAUCUCUCUUGUUUUAUAGCCUCUCUUGGUUCAGAGCCAAGUACAGCACUUUCUCUUUCUCAUCUGUGUUCCUCUCUAACCAGUACAAUUUUGCAUAUUAACCAAAAAACUUCAGUGUCUUUGAUCUGAGGGGGGCUGUUGGCUCACACACACACACACACACACACACACACACACACAUACACAUGGCUGGAUAGGUUUAUGUAUCUAAACAAAUAGCAGUAUGAGGCGUUACCUUCAAGAGAGCAGCUCAAAAUAGAAGCAUGCAGUCAUAUCUGUUGUGUCUCAUGGGCCUGUGGCUCAGCCUUAUGUGCCAUCCACCCACUCCUCUCACACCCCACUCACAGCCUUAACACUGGGGGCCAGUUUCCACUAAGACCCACAACUUACACCUGUGAUGGCUUCAUUACUGGUCUGUAUUGAACUAUCCUUCAGGUUCAUCUUGACAGUCUUGUCUCUGCUUUUAAGCAGAAGUGGAUGGAGUAGACUCAGUUUAACUGUAAAUGUUUGUCAAGAGCUGUCCCCCCUCAGAAAAAAUAACUUCCCCUUACUGUCAUGUGGUACUCAGUCAGCCAGAGUUCCUGCUUUUUAAAUUGAGUGUGGUCGUGUCAGCAUCAAAGCCUGUUUUAGUCUGAACUCUUCUGUCUUCAUCUGACUGGAUUUCUGUCUGCCUCAGCUGAUUCACUGAAGACACAGGUCCAACGCUCUCAGAAAAAGAGAGAACCGGACCUAACAGUAAUCUCUAACAUAACACAUUUUCUACUGCUGAGGCUCAAACAUAAGGAAAUGUAAAACCCCAGACUAAGUACACCAUCAGAUGUAAGACCAGGAUAAUUCCACCUCUCUAUCUCCUUAACUAUUCACCUUGACAUGACAUCACCCUCCACACAUGUAGGCUAAUAGUUUGUGAGGGUGUGUGUGUGUGUGCUCAGCUGUACACAAAAGAAACAUGUGUGGAGGGUGAUGUCAUGUCAAGGUGUUAUGUUAGAGAUAUACCCUCCUCAUAGCAAUACAGAAUUAUCUAACUGACCAAGAGAGAGACAGGCUGGUAGAGAUGACUGAAUCAGGAUGGAGAUGAUCUUGCAGUAUCAGUCCAAGGUUUUCCAUUGGGGCGUCUGUCUGACUAGAGCUGUGUCUGUAGUUUGUGCUGUAAGUAACCUCAGUUUCCAUGAAGUGGUUAGUGCAUGGCCUCCGCACCGCAGCACAGUGGAGGUCUUUCUCACUGUGUCUUAUUAUGUCUAUUGUCUGUCUCUGUCUGUAUGUCUUCUUUAUACUUAUCCUAAUGUCUGUGUGAGAUGGAUGUUAUUUUGAGUGAAGCAGGGUGUCAUUUACUGAAGCUAGCUAAACCAGCUGGACCUGCUCUCUAGUCUCUCCUCCACAUCGCUCACAUUCUCCCCACAUUACAUACACACUCAACCGUUCACAUCACAUGCACCUACAUGCUACAUACCGGUAUGUUAAACAAAGAUCUAACAUAAUAUGUCUACACAGAUUUACAUACCUAUAACACACUCACCCUACACCUUGCAUAGGGGAGAGUGGGGUAAGUUGAGCCAUGUUUUACAUUCAGAAUCACUCCAUAAAGGGAAAUAUAGUAUUCUUUCUAACAAAUAUAUCUACAUAUACUGUAUUUCUGGAGGUUGUGUAUCCCUGGAAAUAAUCAGAAUUCAUGUAAACGUUACAGUUUUGAAAACAUAGCUUGUCCAAAAAAAGUGUUCUCUUGGCACAACAUACCUCGGGUAUGGGUUAAGUCGCCUCCAAAUUUCUCUGCUGAAUGAAAUAGUUCCACUACCUUUUUAAAACCAUGUCUAUCUUUAUUUCCCAAACACAAUUCAACACAAUCACAGUUACUUUUAGUCUUUUAAUCAUUUUAAGCAUCUUUUAAAACAGGCUUAACACCUAACAAACACUAUUGUUACCUUAUAUCCCAGGGAUAAUGCUUUGCAUUACGCAUGGGAAGAAAACACUUCAAUUUGCUCAUCUUGCCAUUGGUUCAACCAUUGGCUCAACUUAGCCCAUGGCCAUUGGCUCAACUUACCCCAACUAAAACAUUUAAUCCACACAGCUACAAUCAUACUAGGUUUAGGACCUCAUAUUGAAGCUAAUAGUGACCCAAACUGAUGUAUAGAACAAUCUUAAAAGUAUCUACUUUGGUUUAGAUACAAGCAUCAUGAAACCUCUAAUACAAUAAAUUCAUUUGACUUGGUGAAAACACGUUUUAUUUUAACCCAACUUACUUACCACUUUUUCCAUGUGUUUUUUUUCCCUCCAUGAAAUCAUGACCUCUUCCUAAAUAUUUGGUCAAAUGAUACAUUUUUUGUAUGGUUUCCUAGAAAAAAAAAGUGGUUCAACUUAACCCUUUGGCUCAAUUUACCCCUCUCUCCCCUAUAAUAAAUAUAGAUUAUAUUGCAUUACAUGUGCUGGUUUGGGAGUUACCUGGUUGGGAGUUACAUGGUUAGCUUUUGCUCAUGAAAUAGUCUAGUCUAAUGUCUAGUCUCCUGUGUUUGUGUGCAGGUGGACCUGGAGCCAGAGGGCAAGGUGUACAUCCUCAUAACACUCAAUGGCUCCUUCAUUGAUGGUAAGGAUUUUUCGUUGUAUCUCACACCAACAUCGAUCUAUUUCAUCCAUAGAUGGCAAUACUAUCUCCCUCCCUCUCUGUUCGUCUGUCUGCUUCAACACAGCCCCUGAUGCAGCUGAUUACUUACAGGCUGUCAGAAACAUUUACAUUUACAUUUUACAUGUAGAGGCAGAUUUGUGAUAUUCAUCAUCACAAAAACCUGUUUGUGUGUGUUCGUGUGUGUGUGCGUUCGUGCAUGCAUGCGUGUUGUGUGAAUGACUUACUGUAAGACAUACUGUAGAUGCUUUGACUGAUGGGAAUCUUAUCUCCUUCUUUGUUUCCUUUCCGAUAGAACAUUGUUGCUUUAAUCAUUCAUAUUUUUUCCUCUGUUCUCUGUCUGACAAACAUACUCCCCUCUGGGUCGUUCCAUUUAAUUUCAGCAAGCCAUGACACCCACCAUCUCAGAUUGUUCUGAAAUUGUUUCUGUAGUUAGAAACAGAAAAGAUUACCAUUCCUACAACAUUAUUUUGUUGAAAUAUAAUUUGACCUCUGAGAAAAAAUAAGCUAAUUGAUUGCACCCAAAUUCUGCAUUUUAAUUUGUAGUAUUAAUAUAAUAUUCAAUAAACAUCUGAUUUGGACCAAACUUUUUUUCUAACAAUGAGUAAGACAUGAGUAAUCCAAAGAUAUGGUCAAAAGCCACCCACUGACCCCCCACACCCCACCCCAAUCCCAACCCAACAACGAGGAUACAGUAUCAGUUCUCUAUGUUUGACAAGUAGUAUGGAGCUGCGGCUCUGAGUAUUGUUUCUUCAUCCUAUGUAAUGUAUUCUCAGUGAAUUUGGUUAUGGCUAUUUUUUUCUGCUCAGAGAAAUGUGUAAUUUAAGUUGUUAGGUUUAUGUUCCAUCCUACAUCCUGAUAUUACUAGGUUGUGACCACUAGAUGGUGCGGUUCCUACUAUUAGGUGAUUCGUUUUAACGGUGAUUUUUGAAUGACUACCUCAUCUCUGUACCCCACAGAUACAAUUAUCUGUAAGGUCCCUCAAUUGAGCAGUGAAUUUCAAACACAGAUUAAACCACAAAGACCAGGGAAGUUUUCCAAUGCCUCGCAAAGAAGGGCACCCUAGUUUUUGCUGUGGCGAGCAAAUCAAUCAAAAACAGUCAAUAGCUGACAGUUGAAUGCCAUACUCGGUGUAAUACUCCACCAUCUCUCUCUCUCUAGGGUGUUGGGACUCCACAUCAUGCACAUUUCUGUUGUAUACGUGUGGUUUCAACACCUCACAAAUAAAACGUCAGUUUAAAAACAACUCUAGACAUGCGCACACACACACAAGCAUAUACCAUCCAUGAUAUGUGUUUUGUGUACUCAUUUUAACAUCUGUCUGACCCCCAUACCAUUGUGUUCCCCGGUUCUCAGAUGACGCCACGGGGAAGGCGAAGGUGUUUAAGCAGUUCAACAGGAAGAGGCAGGGGGCCGUGAAACGCAAGAUCCACCAGGUCAACGGACACAAGUUCAUGUCCACCUUCCUACGGCAGCCCACCUUCUGCUUCCACUGCAAAGAGUUCAUCUGGUAAGGGCACACCCACACACUCCACUGCCCUCACCUCAGAGAGUUCAUCUAACGUGAUACACAUACUGUGAUUGUAUUGUCGAUUGUGUAUAAUAGAAACAGCCAAUUACAAUAUAUUUAUUAUGUAAACAUUAUGCCUUGCAUGAUUUCUGACUGUCAGGUCUUCGGUUACAGGGGUAUGUUUGGGAAGCAGGGCUACCAAUGCCAAGGUAAUUGACACUGUUUUCUUUCUUGGGUCUUUCUUUCUGCUUUCUGUCUCUCUUUUCUCUCACUCUCUUUUCUCCUUCACACCAUUCUGUUACCACCCGCCCACUCAGACAGGAAGUAAGUGCUACUCCACAGAGACUGAGCCCUCACACCUCUUUUAUUAUAGAGUUGCUGAACCCAACCACCAUCUCAUCUUACAGUGCCUGGCCUCUAUCUCACAGACCCUCUGUUUAAAGUUCACUUUCAUGAAAAUAAUUCAGCUGCAUGCUCUUUCUCCGAAACAAUUUAUUAAAAUCACCAAUGUUUCAGCAGGAAGAUGAUGCCUUUGUCAGAGUAUCUUUCUCUAAAUGACAGGAUCAGUGACAGACAUGGUUUCCAUGUUUUCAUUCUUAUCUGUGUCUGUUUCCCAGUAUGCACCUGUGUGGUUCACAAGCGAUGUCAUCAGUUGGUUGUCACGGUGUGUCCACGCAUGAAGAAGCCUGUCAAAGAGCCGGUGAGACAACAUACAGAGACCAGCCAUUUGACCUUUAACACCAUACCCUUAGUACACUACAAUAAUGUUGUAACAGCUCUGUCAUGUCAUCACUAUGACACCCACACCUGAAUGCAUACUCCAAAAAAACACCAUCUCAUCAAUGGAAUGUGUUCUGACAAUGAAAUACACUGUGAAAAAAUGUCUGGGGAUUCCAGAGUUAAAAUAGGCUAUUCUACGGGUGCAUUGUGUUACAGCUGAUAGACCUUAGACGUAGACGUAUGAUGCACAGAUAUGUAUUCAGCACCUGUGUGUUGAUCAGGGACCCUACCCAGGAUAUUGUUUGUGUGGAAUUUGUCAAUGAGGCAGAAAGGUGUGUGCCAACAACAUCAAGCUACUGAAUAUUAUCACACAUAUUCUACAAGUACAUGAAAUACAUUUUAGGGAACUUGUCUCAACCUGAGAUUCAAUGUUCAGUACCAUUCAAAAGUUUGGACACACUAACUCAUUCAAGGGUUUUUCAUGUACUUGUAGAAUGUAGAAAAUAGGACAAUAACCCAACAGGACAAUGACGCAACACACCUCCAGGCUGUGUAAGGGCUAUUUGACCAAGAAGGAGAGUGAUGGAGUGCUGCAUCAGAUGACCUGGCCUCCACAAUCACCCGACCUCAACCCAAUUGAGAUGGUUUGGGAUUAGUUGGACCGCAAAGUGAAGGAAAAGCAGCCAACAAGUGCUUAGCAUAUGUGGGAACUCCUUCAAGACUGUUGGAAAAGCAUUCCAGGUGAAGCUGGUUGAGAGAAUGCAAAGCUGUCAUCAAGGCAAAUGGUGGCUACUUUGAAGGAUCUCAAAUAUGAAAUAUAUUUUGAUUUGUUUAACCCAUUUUUUGGUAACUACAUGAUUCCAUAUGUGUUAUUUCAUAGUUUUGAUAUCUUCACUAUUAUUCUACAAUGUAGAAAAUUGUAAAACUAAAGAAAAACCGAGUAGGUGUGUCCAAACUUUUGACUGAUACUGUAUGCUGAACAUUCAGGUUUCAUGUCCCGGUCUAUUACACAUAUGAACAAACCAUACCACUGAAGAAAAAUAGGAAUGAAACAGAUUGACACCUGACUUAGUAAUAUACUGGUAUGUGAAGAAAAUCAUUUCUGUUUGUUAAUUAAUUAUGAUGCCAUAUGAUGGUUUGCUUGAGCAUACACUGCCACCUGCUGGCCGUGUGUUUUAUAACAUGCAGUAUCUAGACUCGUUCCCCCAUUCAAACCUAGGUCAAUGGGAUGACAUACUGAUGAAUUCUCAUUCACAGACCACCAACCAAGGCUUCAGUAUCAACGUCCCCCAUAAGUUCAACAUCCACAACUUUAAGGCUCCCACCUUCUGUGACCACUGUGGUUCUCUACUGUGGGGCCUUGUCAGACAGGGUCUACACUGCAAGAGUAAGAUUCUUUCUCUCAUUUAUCAUACUCUCUCUUUCUCUCAGAUGUUUAUAGACAGGUAUAAAAUGUUCAUGGCUUAUUAACCUGUACUUCCUGUGUAUUGUGUGUCUGUCCUCUGCAGUUUGUAAGAUGAACGUGCACAUCCGCUGUAAGGGCAACGUAGCACCGAGCUGUGGGGUCAACAGUGUGGAGCUGGCCAACAAGCUGGCAGAGAUGGGCCUGCAGGCUGGGGGGUUCUCCAAACGCAACUCACUGGUGAGAAAGAGAGGUUAAGACACACAUACAUACAGUGCCUUCAGAAAGUAUUCACACCCCUUGACUUUUUCCACAUUUUGUUGUGUUACAGCCUGAAUUUAAAAUGGAUGAAGUUAUAUGUAAGAUCCCUCAGUCAAGCAAUGCAUUUCAAACACAGAAGGAAACCGGUGAGGGAUUUCACAAGGCCAAUGGUGACUUUAAAACAGUUACAGAGUUUAGUGGCUGUGAUAGAAGGAAACUGAGGAUGGAGCAACAACAUUGUAGUUACUCCACAAUACUAACCUAAUUGACAGAUGGAAAAGAAGGAAGCCUGUACAGAAAACAAAUAUUCCAAAACAUGCAUCCUGUUUGCAUCAAGGCACUAAAGUAAUACUGCAAAAAAUGUGGCUAAGCAAUUCACUUUUUGUUAUGUUUAUGUUUGGGGCAAAUCCAAUACAACACAUUACUGAGUACCACACUCCUUAUUUUCAAGCAUACUGAAAAUCUAUGGCAAGACCUGAAAAUGGUUGUCUAGCAAUGAUCAACAACCAAUUUGACAGAGCUUGAAGAAUUUUGAAAACAAUAAUGGUCAAAUGUUGCACAAUCCAUGUGUGGAAAGCUCUUAGAGACUUACCUAGAAAGACUCACAGCUGUAAUCGCUGCCAAAGGUGCUUCUACAAAGCAUUGACUCAGGGGUGUGAAUACUUAUGUAAAUUAGAUAUUUCAGUAUUACAUUUUCAGUAAAUGUGCAAACAUUUUGAUAAUCAUGUUUUCACUUUGUCGUUAUGGGGUAUUGUGUGUAGAUGGGUGAGAAAAAUUAUCAAAUUAAUCAAUUUUGAAUUCAGGCUGUAACACAACAAAAUAAGUCAAGGUGUAUGAAUACUUUUCGAAGGCACUGUACAUACAUACCAAUAUGAACAUACUCAGUAGUUAAAUGCUCAUCCUGUUGUCCCCCAGUCCACUGGAGUGCAGGGCCAGGAGCAGGCCCUCAGUGUGAGGAGGGAGAGUGAAAACCCUCAGCAGCAGACCAGACUGCUGGGCAUCUCUGACUUCACCUUCCUACAGGUGCUGGGAAAGGGCAGCUUCGGCAAGGUGAGACAACCACCAUAGAGCAAUACCACCAUGGACUGUGUGAUGGUCUAGAGUUGGGUACCGGUAAUUAACGUAUGUGUGCUGUGUGUUCCUAUUUCAGGUGAUGCUGGCUCGGUUGAACAGCAGUGAGCGGGUAUUUGCAGUGAAGGUGCUGAAGAAGGACAUAAUUCUGCAGGACGAUGAUGUUGAGUGCACCAUGACAGAGAAGAGAGUGCUGUCACUGGCCAGCUGCCACCCGUACCUCACUCAGCUCUACUGCUGCUUUCAGACACCGGUGAGAGACACAUACAUUCGUGGUCAAAAGUUUUGAGAAUGACACAAAUAUUGGUCUUCACAAAGUUCGCUGCUUCAGUGUUAUGAGAUAUUUUUGUCAGAUGUUACUAUGGUAUACUGAAGUAUAAUUACAAGCAUUCCAUAAGUGUCAAAGGCUUUUAUUGACAAUUACAUUAAAAGUUUAUGCAAAGAGUCAAUAUUUGCAGUGUUGACCCUUCUUUUUCAAGACCUCUGCAAUCCACCCUGGCAUGCUGUCAAUUAACUUCUGGGCCACAUCCUGACUGAUGGCAGCCCAUUCUUGCAUAAUCAAUGCUUGGAGUUUGUCAGAAUUUGUGGGUUUUUGUUUGUCCACCUGCCUCUUGAGGAUUGACCACAAGUUCUCAAUGGGAUUAAGGUCUGGGGAGUUUCCUGGCCAUGGACCCAAAAUGUCAAUGUUUUGUUCCCCGAGCCACUUAGUUAUCCCUUUUGCCUUAUGGCAAGGUGCUCCAUCAUGUUGGAAAAGGCAUUGGUCGUCACCAAACUGUUCUUGGAUGGUUGGGAGAAGUUGCUCUCGGAGGAUGUGUUGGUAACAUUCUUUAUUCAUGGCUGUGUUCUUAGGCAAAAUUGUAAGUGAGCCCACUCCCUUGGCUGAGAAGCAACCCCACACAUGAAUGGUCUCAGGAUGCUUUAUUGUUGGCAUGACAGAGGACUGAUGGUAGCGCUCACCUUGUCUUCUCCGGACAAGGUGUUUUCCGGAUGCCCCAAACAAUCGGAAAGGGGAUUCAUCAGAGAAAAUGACUUUACCCCAGUCCUCAGCAGUCCAAUCCCUGUACCUUUUGCAGAAUAUCAGUCUGUCCCUGAUGUUUUUCCUGGAGAGAAGUGGCUUCUUUGCUGCCCUUCUUGACACCAGGCCAUCCUCCAAAAGUCUUCGCCUCACUGUGCGUGCAGAUGCACUCACACCUGCCUGCUGCCAUUCCUGAGCAAGCUCUGCACUGGUGGUGCCCCGAUCCUGCAGCUGAAUCAACUUUAGGAGAUGGUCCUGGCGCUUGCUGGACUUUCUUGGGCGCCCUGACGCCUUCUUCACAACAAUUGAACCUCUCUCCUUGAAGUUCUUGAUGAUCCGAUAAAUGGUUGAUUUAGGUGCAAUCUUACUAGCAGCAAUAUCCUUGCCUGUGAAGACCUUUUUGUGCAAAGCAAUGAUGACGGCAUGUGUUUCCUUGCAGGUAACCAUGGUUAACAGAGGAAGAACAAUGAUUUCAAGCACCACCCUCCUUUUAAAGCUUCCAGUCUGUUAUUCUAACUCAAUCAGCAUAACAGAGUGAUCUCCAGCCUUGUCCUCAUCAACACUCUCACCUGUGUUAACGAGAGAAUCACUGACAUGAUGGCAGCUGGUCCUUUUGUGGCAGGGCUGAAAUGCAGUGGAAUUUUUUUGGGAUUAAGUACAUUUUCAUGGCAAAGAGGGACUUUGCAAUUAAUUGCAAUUCAUCAAAUCACUCUUCAUGACAUGCUGGAGUAUAUGCAAAUUGCCAUCAUCAAGACUGAGGCAGCAGACUUUGUGAAAAUUAGUAUUUGUGUCAUUCUCAAAACUUAUGAACACGACUGUACACACACACACACACACACACACACACACACACACACACACACUUGCGAGUCUGUAGCUGUAAUGCCUAGAGUGUCCUGUUGAGGCAGCAGUGACCUGACGUUAUCUGAGUGUGAAUGUAGCACAGUGUGAAUGACCCUCUGCAUGACAGAGCUAUUCUCCCACCCAGGUCAGAGCCUAAUCUGCUUUAGCUGUUUGAACCCUCGCUGGCCUACUUCACUUUGGAUCAAAAUAGAGCAGCGUUGAGUGAUGGAUCCAUGAUACAGCCCAUUUUCUUUUUCUUUUUUUUUCCCUCAGGCUACCACUUCAUAUCUACACCCCUUGUGUUUGCUUAGCCCACCAUAACCUAAUUUUGCCCUGGCUCCUAUACCCAGCUUUCUUAUUCUUGACUGCCACUAGACCCCAUCUAUCUUAACUUAAUAGUUUGCUGUCUUUUUCCUUUCUUAUUAGAGGGGGUAAAUUGACUUGCUUCAGGUCUAAUUGUACCUGCACUCUCACAGAGCCUUUCCACACCAUUCAUAACCAUGACUCUAAUGCAGUUGUGUUACUUGUUAAUAUCAUACCAAUGACAAGUCAAUAUAAGACACGGUCAGGAGAUAAUCAUAGUAAGGUAAAUAGAAACACUAUCGACUACCUAGCUAGUGUGCUGCAGUUGAACAGAACACAGGGUCUGUUCUACCUUGUGCUGGCUAGUCAUGUCUGGGACAUUUAUGACCCAGACAGUACUGCACUUCGUGUUCCACAGGGAAGUGUUUUAGAUGAGAGUUUGACGCCACUACCUCCUUGACACAAGGAAAUUGGUAUGUCCUCGAGCUGUUGUGGAGGUAGUGGGGUUUCAUUGUUGUGUAUUUGAGAAAGGAACCAUUGUCCCUGUGUUCCAGGACCGCCUGUUCUUUGUGAUGGAGUUUGUCAAUGGGGGCGACCUCAUGUUCCACAUCCAGAAGUCCAGGAAGUUUGAGGAGGGCCGCGCUCGCUUCUACACCGCCGAGAUCACCUCUGCACUCAUGUUCCUGCACAGCAAGGGCAUCGUCUACAGGUCUGGUAGAGCAUGGCGCUUGCAACGCCAGGGUUGUGGGUUCGUUUCCCACGGGGGGCCAGUAUGAAAAUGUAUGCACUCACUAACUGUAAGUCGCUCUGGAUAAGAGCGUCUGCUAAAUGUCUAAAAUGUAAAUGUAAAUGUCUGACACACAAUCAAAUGCUCUUAUAUAGAGACAGCUAACAUUUCAUUGGAGUGAUGCCAAGGUGGCAGGUGACUGGUUCUAAUCCAUCUAGUCUUUUUACGGGGCUGUUGUCAACUUACAGUAAUGGCCAACACAAAGGUCUCUGUCAAGCCUCAUGUUGAUAAAUGUGGCAGCAUCAUGUGAGUGGCUAUGCUAAAUGUCAGUGCCACAUAGCAUGACUACUAGCUUCACGUGACGAGCUAACGUCCUUUCCUGGAAAUAGCCUAACCCUAGUACUCCAGGUCUUGCUCUAUAACAGUACUAAAGACCUCGUGCUGACUUCUCAAUUUAUGACCCCAGAUGUAGCCCAAGUGUAUUAUGUAAAGUAAUCGCUUUAUCGUGUCUCAACUAUCUCUUCCUCGUGCUCUUUCACCCUGAGGUAAAGGGCUCAUAUUAUCAGCCUAUCAGGGGCAAUACAAUUGUAAUAUAUUUUUUUGUAAAAGUGCUUUAACCUUGAUUUUAGUCCAUUAAUAUAGUAUUGAAUCGAAGACCAGAGCUAAUAGUACCUGAUGUCAACAUGUUACAGACCACCAGCUUACCCUUUUGAAGAAAACAUGAGUUUUAGCGUUUGUCUUGAAUGUAUCAUGACUAGUUCAUAAUCUCUUUAUGUUUGCUGACUGUGCUGUUAGUCAUUCUCAGAUUUGAAGACCAGAUCCACACACAAAAUAACUACCCAGCUAGCACAUUUUGUUCCUUGGAAGUUGAGGGAAUGUACGUUUUUGGUUCUGGGAACAAAGCCAUACGUUUCCUGACUGGUAAAACUGAAUGUUUUUUAAAUGUUCUGAGAACGGAAGUGAAAAUGUAGCUUGUUCUGGGAUUGUAAAUGUUUUGUUGCAGGGAGAUUCUGAGAACGUUUUACUAUGGUUCCCUAAAAGUUUUCCUGGGAGGUUUUAUUAACAUUCUGAGAACGGAAAUUAUAGUUUUUUUAAUAAGUAACACUGCUAGCUUAGGUUAGCUGUUUUUAACUACUAGCACAGAUAUGACACAUGGAAAUUCCUUUGCUUAGGCAUUAAUCAUGCAGACACAUUUCUUUGUUAUUGUGGCAAGGCGUCAGUGAGAUUCGAACCUAUGAUCGUCUCUUCUCUAUCCAUGGAAUUAGUCCACUGCGUCACCAGGAUGGAGCUAGCAUGCCAUGUUUUUUUAACUCAUACAAAGCUAUUAAUUUUUGUCUAUUCAAACAGACCCCACUUCGAAGUAAGCACUCAUUAAGAUCAGGCGUGGCCAAGUAGUGGACGCGGCAAACACAUCUGAACACACAUAACAAGAUAGAGGAUGGAGACAGUUUUGUUGACGCUAAGGACGGAAUGUAUGUUUUCAAUAACAUUCUUAGAACGUUCUUUGAACGUUACUAAUGUUUUCUUUUGGUGUUUAUGGAACAUUUUUUAUGUUCUGAGAACAAUACUUUAAAUAGAACCAUGAGGAAAUCUGCAGAAAUCAUUAUGCAUUACUUUAAAUCAGGGCUCUCCAAUCCUGUUCCUGGAGAGCUAAUUAUUAGAAUCAGGUGCGCUAGAUUAGGGUUGGAGCGAAACCCUACAGGACGGUAGCUCUCCAGGAACAGGGUUGGAGAGCCCUGCUUUAAAUAGAACCAUGAGGAAACCUGGUGGAAACAUUAUGCUGAAGUAUUGAAAUUCCCUCAGGAUAACGUUGUUUCUUAACGUUCUCUGAACUAUUCAUUCCCAAUGUCAAACCAGUUGGAGAACGUUCCUAGAACAUUACCAAAACUGUAAUUAAAUGUAACCAUGUAUGAACUUUUAGGAAAUGUUCUGUUAAUGUAUUGAAGUACCAAGAAAAUAACUUUAUUUUGUCAAGUUCCUUAAAUGUGCUGAGAAUGUUCCAAAGCCAAGCAACUGUCAUGCACCAUUCCCAGAACGUUGUGGGAAGGUUGUAUGCAAAAUAACCAUAGGACAACCACGCUCUAAGAAACAUAUGGUUCUCAGAACAUUAUGUGCUAGCUGGGUAACCAUUAAUAUGUAAAAUGGUCUGGGUGUACAUCACCAACUUCUCCCUCUCCUAGAACUUCCCCCUCACAGUAUUCUAGCGAAGCACUUUGUUCCUCUUUGGCUGCAGCUGUUGCCCAAUCACCAGUUGUAGAUGUGAUUCGCAGCAAAUCAGCAUGACCGUUUGACCCCAAGGUCAUGACCACACCUUCACUAUGACCUACAUCUCACAGACAAAGGUCUAAUUUAUAUUGUCUGUCAGAUUCUCCUCCCAGCCAGCCAUGCCUUUCACAGGAAAUGAUGAAGAGGAAGUGAGUGGAUGAGAUAGAGACUGAGGUUGGUGUAGAGAUCUAAAUAAACACUGAGCUAAACCAGAGGACAGGAAGCAGGCAAUGUUUGUGAUUAAGUGGAGGGUAGCUGAGUAGAACAGUGUGUCAUUAGACUUGAGCCUAAAAAAAACACCUGGCUCCCUCACAGGCAGCUGUCUGUUGUUUCUAUGUAAAACUAAUUCUCGCAGGGCUGCUUGUCAGUGUUGAUGUUGUACUGAAGCUUCAUGAUGCCCUGUAACCCUCAAACUCAACUCUGGACCUCAAAGCCAGUUCCACUGCAUUUUUUCAUUGUUCCCCUCUAAUCAGGGACUGAUUUAGACCUGGGACACCAUGUAUGUGCAAUUCAUUUUCAGGUAGAACAGAAAAACAGCAGGCUCCGGACCUCAUAGGGUAAGAGUUGAAUACCCCUGCCCUAUAACAUGUAGUGAAAUGUGUACUCCUGGGUUGAAUUCCCAUGACAUUAGUGUUUGGUUGCAAAGAGAGCUGCCCUCACUUGGCCUGUGUUUGUUUUGCCGUGAGCCAGGGGCACCAUGAGGAAGUGAGUCAGUAUUACACAAUGAGUUUACAGCCAGUCAGGACAGGACAAACCAGCUUAAACCAACCACACUAUCCUUCCAGUAGUGUGUUUGUGUGCGUGCGUGGCUUAACCUGCCGCACUGUCUUUAUCUCUUUCUCUCCCUCUCCCUCUCCCUCUCUCUCACACACUUACAUGUUUUGUCAGAUCAUUACCUCACCUUUACCUGCUCACUCACCAUGCCAAUCGAUCACCUUGGUAACAUGACAUCACUGCUGUGUCACCUGAUCUCAGAUUAAUGCUAUUGGCUGGGUUAAUCUGUUUUUCAGACUGCCAAGGCUCUAAAGGCCUCGAUGGGGAGGAGGAGGGGCAGCCAUUAGAGACACAAGACAAUUUAGUGUGACUGGGGAUGAUUUAUUCUGCAGGAAAUUACUUAUUACUCUGCUCUGCUCCUACCUUAUUGUUUCUCCUGAUAAUAAGUAUUGCUUCUCCGCGUUACAGUGCUAAUUCAAAGACGCUAGACAAACUUCAAAGAUACUAGAGCGAGAAGAGCGCAACGCCAAAACAUUUAGUUAAUGUCUAUGUUUGAAGUGUUCCAUUCAUUUCCCAUUUUGACAGGUCAAUAUUGACACUGCAGCCCAGCCCCCUCCCCCCCAUAUGAAUGUGACAGACUCCUCUCUGCUGCCAGUCAUUUGUCGUGACCAACAGUAGGUCUCUUUUCAGGUCUUCUCCGUGUCUCCUGGUCCUACAGGUGGUCACUGUCCUCAUGUGGACUAUACUCACCACACUCUUUCACCUCAGACUUAUUUUUAGCAACAACUUUGAAAGGGGUUGGCGUGGGACAGUUUAGCAGUCACAAAAUGUAAUAUAGCAGCAUUUGCUGACUCGCUGAUAAUGGGGAGCAUACUGGAAAUACUGAAAAUAUAGUUAAAUAGUUGCCAAAAAAAUGUUAAGUGCAGAUUUUUGUGUUUAGCUGUGGCGUCUACAGGUCUGGAGAUGUCUGUAAUGAGGUAUUUAUGUGUGAAUGUUUAUGUUGUGUUUUCCAGGGAUCUGAAGCUGGACAAUGUGCUCCUUGAUAAGGACGGACACUGUAAACUGGCUGAUUUCGGCAUGUGCAAGGAGGGCAUGUUUGAAGGUGUGGCCACGGGCACCUUCUGUGGGACUCCUGACUAUAUCGCCCCAGAGGUCAGUUUAACCCCCUCUACUCAUAUACCCCUUCCGCUGCUCUAAGAUGGCAUUCUUUACCCCAAUGGUAAUCAUGAAACAUCAGUUUCCCAUAAAUCUGUCUGUCAUUAGAGUUCACAUUCUUUAGGAGCCAGCCCAAGUCCCAGCCCCACUACAUCACCCCACCACUCUGAAUACCAGCACUGUGACCACUGGUCCUCUAGUCCAGCCUCUCUGGUGGUUAGCAGCUAGGUAACACACCUGUGUUGGAUUGGCCACCUGCCACCAUUUCAGUUCUGUCAGGAGAGCCCCAUCUGCCUCUCACAGGCUCUGUUUGCCAACAUUCUUUAAAUCCCCACCACCAAAUGCACCAAGAGAGGGGUCCUUUGUGAAUAUGAAUAUUAAUGUAUGUAUUGGAGUGUGCAUGGGUUUGUACGGGAAGCAUUUAGUCCGAUUUUUAUGACUAAAGGGCACAAGUCUGGAUUUAUGAAGGGCUUCAUUGCCAUCCCCAACACUCAGUCCUCAGUGUAUCCCAAUGAAGAGCAGCUAAACUCAGUGACCGGUCUUGGCUUAGUGGAGUUUGGUGUUACCUUCUGUAAUAUUCCAGGUGAUGAAGUACAGUACAGGUUCUUUGCUGUGGUGUGUAAAGUGGUUUGAUGUGAUGUGUUGUGGGUACCCAGAUCCUUCAGGAGAUGCUGUACGGGCCGUCUGUGGACUGGUGGGCUCUUGGUGUGCUGCUCUACGAGAUGCUGUCUGGCCAUGCCCCCUUUGAGUCGGAGAACGAGGACGACCUGUUUGAGUCCAUCCUGAAUGAGGAGAUCAUCUAUGCAUCCUGGCUGAGUGCUGAUGCAGUAAAUAUCCUGAAAGCUGUAAGUCUAUCCUUAAUGCGGAGCUCAUCAAUCUUUCCUGAAUGACCACAGUUAAUCAUGUCAAUUACAGUCAAUGUUGUUCAUGUUACAGAGGCCUUUAUAGUGUUUACAUCAGAGAAUGUACAGGUACAGUGCAUUCGAAAAGUAUUCAGACCCCUUGACUUUUUCCACAUUUUGUUACUUUUAAAAUGGAUUCAAUUGUUAGUUUUUUUCCUCAUCAAUUUAUACACAAUACCCCAUGAUGACAAAGCAAAAACAGGUUUUUAGAAAUGGUUGCAAAUUUAUAAAAAAUUAAAAACGGAACUAUUUAAAUAAGUAUUCAGACCCUUUGCUAUGAGACUCAAAAUUGAGCUCAGGUGCAUCCUGUUUCCAUUGAUCAUCCUUGAGAUGUUUCUACAACUUGAUUGGAGUCCACCUGUGGUAAAUUGAAUUGAUUGGACAUGAUUUGGAAAGGCACACACCUGUCUAUAUAAGGUCCCACAGUUGACAGAGGUCGAAGGAAGUGUCCGUAGAGCUAUGAGAUAGGAUUGUGUCGAGGCACAGAUCUGGGGAAGGGUACCAAAAAAAUUCUGCAGCAAUAAAGGUUCCCAGGAACGCAGUGGCCUCCAUCAUUCUUAAAUAGAAGAAGUUUGGAACUACCAAGACUCUUUCUAGAACUGGCCGCCCGGCCAAACUGAGCAAUCGGGGAGAAGGGCCUUGGUCAGGGAGGUGAGAGAAGGGAGAACCUUCCAGAAGGACAACCAUCUCUGCAGCACUCCACCAAUCAGGCCUUUAUGGUAGAGUGACAAGACGGAAGCCACUCCUCAUUAAAAGGCACAUGAUAGCUCGCUUGGGGUUUGCCAAAAGGCACCUAAAGUACUCUUAGACCAUGAGAAACAAGAUUAUCUGGUCUGAUGACACCAAGAUUGAACUCUUUGGCCUGAAUGCCAAGCAUCACGUCUGCAGGAAACCUGGCAUCAUCCCUACGGUGAAGCAUGGUGGUGGCAGCGUCAUGCUGUGGGGAUGUUUUUCAGCGGCAGGGAGACUAGUCAGGAUCGAGGGAAAGGUGAACGGAGCAAAGUACAGAGAGAUCCUUGAUGAAAACCUGCUCCAGAGCGCUCAGGACCUCAGACUGGGGCGAAGGUUCACCUUCCAACAGACUACGCAGGAGUGGCCUCGAGACAAGUCUCUAAAUGUUCUUGAGUGGCCCAGCCAGAGCCCGGACUUGAACCCGAUCGAACAUCUCUGGAGAGACCUGAAAAUAGCUGUGCAGCGACGCUCCCCAUCCAACCUGACAGAGCUUGAGAGGGUCUGCAGAGAAGAAUGGGAGAAACUCCCCAAAUGCAGGUGUGCCAAGCUUGUAGCGUCAUACCCAAGAAGCCUCUUGGCUGUAAUCGCUGCCAAAGGUGCUUCAAAAAUUACUGAGUAAAGGGUCUGAAUACUUAUGUAAAUGUAUAUUUCCUGAGUUUUUUUAUUUAUAAAUUUGCAAAAAUUUAUAAAAACAUGUUUUUGCUUUGUCAUUAUAUAGUAUUCUGUGUAGAUUGAUGAGGGAAAAAAUACAUGUAAUAUAUUUUAGAAUAAGGCUGUAACGUAACAAAAUGUGGAAAGAGUCAAGGGGUCUGAAUACUUUCCGAAUGCAAUGUAACUGCCAAAAUAAAGGAAACCCUUGAGUAAAUGAAGGACACAAAGUACAGUUGAAGUCGGAAGUUUACAUACACUUAGGUUGGAGUCAUUAAAACUCGUUUUUUCAACCACUCCACAAAGUUCUUGUUAACAAACUAUAGUUUUGGCAAGUCGGUUAGGACAUCUACUUUGUGCAUGACACAAGUCAUUUUUCCAACAAUUGUUUACAGACAGAUUAUUUCACUUAUAAUUCACUGUAUCACAAUUCCAGCGGGUCAGAAGUUUACAUACACUAAGUUGACUGUGCCUUUAAACAGCUUGGAAAAUUCCAGAAAAGUAUGUCAUGGCUUUAGAAGCUUCUGAUAGGCUAAUUGACAUCAUUUGAGUCAAUUGGAGGUGUACCUGUGGAUGUAUUUCAAGGCCUACCUUCAAACUCAGUGCCUCUUUGCUUGACAUCAUGGGAAAAUCCAAAGAAAUCAGCCAAGACCUCCAAAAAAUGGUAGACCUCCACAAGUCUGGUUCAUCCUUGGGAGCAAUUUCCAAACGCCUGAAUGUGAAUGUAAAUGUAAGGUUCCACAUUCAUCUGUACAAACAAUAGUACGCAAGUAUAAACACCAUGGGACCAUGCAGCCAUCAUACCGCUCAGGAAGGAGACGCGUUCUGUCUCCUAGAGAUGAACGUCCUUUGGUGCGAAAAGUGCAAGUCAAUCGCAGAACAACAGCAAAGGACCUUGUGAAGAUGCUGGAGGAAACAGGUACAAAAGUAUCUAUAUCCACAGUAAAACGAGUCCUAUAUCGACAUAACCUGAAAGGCCGCUCAGCAAGGAAGAAGCCACUGCUCCAAAACCGCCAUUAAAAAGCCAGUCUACGGUUUGCAACUGCACAUGGGGACAAAGACCGUACUUUUUGGAGAAAUGUACUCUGGUCUGAUGAAACAAAAAUAGAACUGUUUGGCCAUAAUGACCAUCAUUAUGUUUGGAGGAAAAAGGGGGACGCUUGCAAGCCGAAGAACACCAUCCCAACCGUGAAGCACCAUGCUGUGGAGGUGCUUUGCUGCAGGAUGGACUGGUGCACUUCAUAAAAUAGGAAGGCAUCAUGAGGAAGGACAAUUAUGUGGAUAUAUUGAAGCAACAUCUCAAGACAUCAGUCACGAAGUUAAAGCUUGGUCGCAAAUGGGUCUUCCAAAUGGACAAUGACCCCAAGCAUACUUCCAAAGUUGUGGCAAAAUGGCUUAAGGAUAACAAAGUCAAGGUAUUGGAGUGGCCAUCACAAAGCCCUGACCUCAAUCCUAUAGAAAAUGUGUGGGCAGAACUGAAAAAGCAUGGAGCAAGGAGGCCUACAAAACCUGACUCAGUUACACCAGCUCUGUCAGGAGGAAUGGGCCAAAAUUCACCCAACUUAUUGUGGGAAGCUUGUGGAAUGUUUGACCCAAGUUAAACAAUUUAAAGGCAAUGCUACCAAAUACUAAUUGAGUGUCUGUAAACUUCUGACCCACUGGGAAUGUGAUGAAAUAAUUAAAAGCUGAAAUAAAUCAUUCUCUCUACUAUUAUUCUGACAUUUCACAUUCUUAAAAUAAAGUGGUGAUCCUAACUGACCUAAAACAGGGAAUUUUUACUAGGAUUAAAUGUCAGGAAUUGUGAAAAACUGAGUUUAAAUGUAUUUGGCUAAGGGGUAUGUAAACUUCCGACUUCAAUUGUAUAUUGAAAGCAGGUACUUCCAUCCACACAGGCGUGGUUUUCUGAGUUAAUUUAAUGAUAAUAUUUUUGCAUUGUAAUUCCAGAAAAUGUCCUUAAUAUAUCUACAGUAAUAGUGGAAUUGUGUUUUGUAAUAUUUUUUCCCAAAAUUAAUAAUCUUGCCCACACAAAAUUGCAUUUUAAUGGUGUAGCAGCCUUAUUGGUCAACAAAAGUCGGACCGGCUCUUGUUGUCAAAUUUACUGGGGUCAGCAGAUCUCUUGUCAAUUAAACAACGUACCAGUCAAUUUGACAACAAGAGAUUUGCUGGCCCCAGUCAAUUUGACAAGAGAUGGUUCGUUGUUGAAUUGUUACAUGUAGUACCUUUUUAAGCAAUUAACAUCCUAUCAUGCUUAGGGUCAUGUAUAAAAAUGCCCAGUUGCCCAUUAUUUUGGCUACCAUGGCUAGAAGAGAUUUCUUUGAAAGAGGGGUCUCAAAGGAGCAAAGGGGUUUAAAGUGUGUGUGUCAGACACCAGAUCUCAACCCAAUUGAACACUUAUGGGAGAUUCUUGAGCGGUGCCUGACAGAGCGUUUUCCACCACCAUCAACAAAACACCAAAUUAUGGUAUUUCUUGUGGAAGAAUGGUGUCGCAACUCUCCAAUAGAGUUUCAGACACUUGUAGAAUCUAUGCCAAGGCGCAUUGAAGCUGUUCUGGUGGCUCAUGGUCUCCCAACUCCCUAUUAAGACACUUUAUGUUGGUGUUUCAUUUAUUUUGGCAGUUACUUGUAUGUCAAAGAGUACAAUUUGUCUCUGAACCAAAGAGCAAGGAAAUCAAUAUCUGCACAGUUGUAUAUUUAGAGCUUUAGAACCAAUAAGUACAAUUAGCCUACCAGUCAGCUGUUUGCAUAAUGGGAUACCAACAUUAUAGACCGCCAGUUUUAAGUAGCAACGCUUCCAUACGAACGUAACUGGCACCCAGACAUCUGUGGCUAUAUACACAGGGAGAGAAUGCAUAUAAGCCGCAGUGGUGUAAAGUACUUAAGUAAAAAUACUUUAAAGUACUACUCAUUUUUAGAGAUACUGUACUUUACUUAACUAUUUAUAUUUUUGGCAACUUUUACUUCACUACAUUCCUAAAGAAAAUAUUGUACUUUUUACUCCGUACAUUUUCCCUGACACGCAAAAGUACUAGUUACGUGUUGAAUGCUUAGCAGGACAGGAUAAUUGUCCAAUUCACACACUUACCAAGAGAACAUCCCUGGUCAUCCCUACUGCCUCUGAUCUGGCGGACUCACUAAACACAAAUGCAUCAUUUGUAAAUUAUGUCUUGAGUGUUGGAGUGUACCCCUGGCUAUCCAUACAUUUUUAAAAUGCCGUCUGCUUUGCUUAAUAUAAGGAAUUUGAAAUGAUUUAUACUUUUACUUUUGAUACUUAAGUAUAUUUUAGCAAUUACAUUUACUUUUGAUACUUAAGUGUAUUUAGAACCAAAUACUUUUAGACUUUUACUCAAGUAGUAUUUUACUGGGUGACUUUCACUUUUACUUGAGUAACUUUCUAUUAAGGUAUCUAUACCUUUACCCAAGUAUGACAAUUGGCUACUUUUCCCACCGCUGAUAAGCCCUCAGGUUAGAGCGAUCACACAGGGCAGGGGUUUGGGGAUAGUUUUUGGUCAGUGCAGCGCUGUAGCUGGGUGUGUAACAGAUCAUCUGGGUCCUAGUGUAUGACUGUAGCCACACCCACAGUGCUCCCACAGUGCUCCCCCCCCCUCCCCCCACUGAUUCAAACAGAGAGCACAUUGUUUGGUGUUUGACAGUUGAGAUGCUGAGGUUGACAUUUUCCCACCUCAUAUUUGACUGUCAAAUAAGAGAGGGGUAAAUGUGUUUCAUUGUCUUGUUGCUUUGCAUUAGAGGUCUUCUCAGAUCCCAAAAUUGAGAUCCGAACCGAAUUGGAUCCGUUAAAUUCCGACCCCACCCCUGAGGUGGACCAUAUCCGAUCCAAAAGAUGUCCGAGCUCAGAGAGAAUCGCAUCGAAAUUGGGUCGGUCUGUAUCCGACCUACAUGGAUCCGAAAUAUAAAAAAUGCAAACCAGCAAAAAAUGCUGACAUGUCUGGCAUUGAACUUUAAUGUGAUUUUUGGUUGUAUCUAAAAUAAUUGCAGCUUAGUAUUUUCACAAUGACAUCCCUAUAGUUAGAUGGAGAACAUUAUGAGGUUUUCUUUAUUUCUGUUGACCAAAUAUAUGAGUAGGAUGAUUUUUUUUAUGUGAUGAUGAGCGAAUAGUUCACUUUUUUCUGUAACCUAAUAUUAUGUAGGCCUAUUAUUUUACUGAGCAACAUUACAAUCUAGCCUAUUUAACUUUUUUGAUCAACAUUGAUUUAGACUAAAGGUAGGCCUGUUUGACCAGCAAGCUGCAAAUUACAGGAGGAUGGAGUCUCCCAUCUGCAUUCCUGUGUCAUUUCCAAUAAUUGUGAUCUGUAGGUCUAGGUUAGUUUUCUCGCUAUGACAACGCUACAAUUGGAUGUCGAAUAUUUUGAGGUUUUUAGAGAUCUGUUAAUUUUGUUUCUGUUGACCAUAUUUUUGAGAUUAGAGGAUUUGUAUAUGGUGAUAUAUAGGACGCCUAGUGAGUGCUGUGUGUUAAGACAUAUUUUGGUAGGCUAUUUCUAUAACUCAGGUCUAACUCAUUAUAAUAGCCUAAUAUUUUUUGUUCUAAAUGAAAUGUGGAUAUAUCCUUUAGGCCUACAGAAUUAGCCUAUACAGCCUGAGAUUGGUUUGGAUGCGGGUUUGAUAGAAAAGUAAUGCAUGCUACGGCUGUGUAAUCCUACCGUCCAGAGAGUUAAUAAAAGAUGAAUCAUUGAAGAAAGAAGUUGUCCUGAUAUUUCUUAUACCUAUCCAUGCCAUACACAAUCAAUAAAUCGGCAGCCUUUCAAUGUCCGGCUACAACGUUUUCUGCAGAUAAACCUAUGGCUAUCAGCACACACACACAUACACACGCAACAUGAGCAGAUUCACUUGGUAAAUUUUUUUUCUUUAUUAAAGACGAUCAGAAAGAAUGUGUCGGUAACUUUGCAUUAUAGAAUAACUUAUUUAGUUUAAAUGAAAGCCACAACUAGCACAUGAAUGAGUCACUAAUCUUUGCUGACAAAUAUCACACUUGACUUGAGUCAUUAAACAUUAGUUAACAAACUGUUAUUUUAAACAAAGAAAAUACCCAAAUAAAAUAGCUAAAUAGCCUACUAAAUAGGCCACGCCCAAACAAAUUAGAGAGCCUAAAUAAACUAGUAAAUUGAAUAAAUAAAAUAAUUACAUUAAAUAGCUCAGGUCUUGAAAAUAUGGGCGACCAGCUUUUUCCCCUCCUUAUCCACAAUGUGCAUAAAUGAGGCCCAUACAGAGGAUUUGCCUGUCGGGUUUGCCUCCCUGUACUCUCUUUCAUUCAGUUUAUUCUUCACAUCAGCAAAGAAUGACUCAAUGUUUCAUUAACUCACUUUAUAUAGACAGGGGCUAUCACUCUUUCCCACUGCGUCCUCCUCCUCUCCCACAACAAGGAGCCUAUUUUACCCCGCGCCACUGACGUACAGUGGCUCAUUUUCAUAAAGUGAAUAUGCAGUUUUGUCGCAAAAUGAUAAAAAAUGAUAUUGACACAUUUGGUUUGAUGAAAGGGGUAAUCAUAUGAGAGAAUAAAAUGUAAAUGUGUGAAAUGUGUGUUUAUGUUGUUUAGGAAGUUAAGAACUAAACUCUUCAAAUAUAAUACCGACCUCGGAUCCCGGGUCAUUAUUUCACAUAUUUUCACACAGAUCCGAGGUUCGUGGGCACUGAGCGGGAUCCGGCCCAGGAUCCGAGGGUUAACUACAAAAUGUCGGGUUGGAUCCGGGUCAGAUAUCGGAUAAUCCGGUUCGGGUAGAUCCGUGAAGACCUACUUUGCAUGUCUCUCUAUCUGAUAUAGUUGGCUUUUUCCCUGCAUGGUGUCUCUGCAGAGUUUAGUUCUCAGGCCUGGCAGAGUGGAUGGAUGGCACAGCUCCGGUAGAGCCAGUGGAAAAUAUGAUUGACUCAAAUGGGAUUGCCCAAUUUCAACUUUGUGGUCAGUUGAGAAGGACAGAAUUACAUAGUGCAUUUCUCUCUGUCUCAUCAUGAACUGAAUGACCCAUUUCCUUUGAUCCUCUACACUUCUCUCCAAUGCUCUCAUAGCCUCUGCUUGUCUCCUCCUUUCUCUACAUCUGCUCUCCUCUCCCCUCUUCUCUUCUCCUCUUUCACUGUGAACUGCUUUGUUCAAAUGGAAAAAAAACAAGAUGGCACUGGGGUGAUUAAGAGUGUUACUUAGAUUAGAUCUCGCUUUAAUUCUGGUCAAGUCUCUGUUCGUUAACUGUGUUUGGGUCUGGUGUGACAAGACCUAUUCAUCUUAGGGUGGACUGGGGGUGAAUCUGGCCUCAUUCAUCCUGGGAGAGAGAGGGCUGCUCAUUAGUUUUGGCUGAGUGGGAAUGCCACUGCUAGCCCCAAGGUGUGUGUUCAGACUCCUCCGCCAACACAAAGCUGUUCAUUUGUUAGUCUGGAAUCGCUCCUCUGGGAAAUGUGUUUUUAAUGUUGGUUUGUUGUUUUUCCUUUGACUCUUAAUUCCCCUCAGCUGCUCUAAUCCUCCAACUUCAGAUGUUAGUCAGAAGAAUGUAAGGUCCACGUCUUAAGUCCAGGAAAUGGUUGCUUGGUUUUGUUGGCUCACAGUUAAGAUGAAUAGAAUUUACAAAACACGUUUGUGUCUCGCCAGAUGCCAAGAUGAGCUGGAAAAGAAGGUGCUACUGGGCCUCUGGGUGUGUGUGUGUGUGUGUGUGUGUUUCUGCAAGUGUGUCAGGGAGGUGGAUGGGAUGUCAUUCAAGGUCGAACCAGAGCUGAUGCAAUUCUCAAAAGUCAAAUUAUAAGCCACACUCAAAUGAUAUACUCCACCCUUUCAUUAACACACAUUUAUAUAAUUUUAUUUUACUUUUAUUCACUUCUCAUAUGCAGUUAUAUUUCUGUUCUCUCCACAGUUCCUGACUAAGAACCCAGCCCGGCGUCUAGGCUGCGUGGCGGCGGAGGGCGGGGAGAACGCUGUGACUAGCCACGCCUUCUUCACUGGAAUUAACUGGGACAAGCUGAACUGCAGGGAGCAGGAGCCGCCCUUCAAACCCCGCAUCGUAAGACACACACACACACUUGAUACACACCCGACACACACACCUGAUACACGCACUCCGCAUCGUAAGUCUCAUACACACACACCUGAUACACCUGAUGAAUCACACACACAACUGAUACACAUGUUUGAUGUCAAUACAAACUGUUUACAGUAGACACUACGGUUGAAUUGUAAAACCUACCUCUGUCUUAUUGUACCAUUACAAUGCACACCCAGUUUACUCUCUUAUCCAUUGUAUUAUGGUAGGUAGUGGCCUGGGUUAUGAAGGACAUGCAAAUGAAGGUGGUAUCUGUUGGCAGUUAACCCCAAAGUAUUUAUAGAACCUCUCACUGAUCUUUUGUGUUAUUGUAACGUUACCUCCUAUGCUGUCUAACCAACACUCCAGAAAACUGCGGAGGACGUGAACAACUUUGACCCAGACUUCACCCAGGAGGAGCCCACCCUGACGCCCAUUGAGGACCUCCUUCCCUCCAUCAACCAGGACGAGUUCCACAACUUCUCCUUCACCUCUCCUGAGCUGCUGGACGACUAGGAGGGCCUGUGUGACACCCCAGCACCCCCAGACUUCUGCUCUACCAACUGAGCCAUACAGGACCACAAUGUGUCUGGCUCUGGCUAGUUCACAGGCACAGUUGACUGGUUGGCACUGCCUUAGCCUGUAUCUCUAAUGUUGAAGGGCAGUUUAGACUCCGCCCUCGUCACUGUGGGAUAUGACUGUCUGGUUCUCUGUGGAGAAAGAGAGAGAAGUUACUCAAUGAGGCCAGAUUUUAAUCAGAUGUUCUGUUUUUCCAUGAUCCUUCCUGUCAUAUUUGGAAAACAUGGGACAGUCCUGACUUAUA